Exophiala aquamarina CBS 119918 is the source of this 507-nucleotide messenger RNA. RefSeq lists its product as uncharacterized. The transcript has a single exon. NCBI's taxonomy places the organism in Eukaryota, Fungi, Ascomycota, Eurotiomycetes, Chaetothyriales, Herpotrichiellaceae. Gene Ontology annotation, biological process: positive regulation of mitotic metaphase/anaphase transition. The record is from RefSeq and is a predicted model, not a curated record. Gene Ontology annotation, cellular component: anaphase-promoting complex. Bases 1 to 507 code for a protein of 168 amino acids.
AUGACCAGCAAUGGCGCCCUCACAUCCACCUCGAUGCACGCUGGCACAGCCAACAGCGCCGCACCCGGCCCGCUCAACGAUGGCAGCGGCAUGACCACCCUGCCCGGCAGUUUCCUACCCUUCGAAGAAAUCCACCUUCCGCCGCACCUGAUGCCACUGAACCCGGAGGACGAGGACGGCGUUGUGCCGGACAUGCAUGCUGCGUUUGGCAUUGAUCGCGCGCUGGGACAGGGCGCAAGUGCGGCUGGUGCUGGCGCUGGCGCUGGUGGGCUUGGGGCUGGGGGCGGUGCAGCUGGAGGAGCGACAGGUUUUGGGCCGAGGGGUGAAGCUAGUAUGGCGGGUGUGCAACGAGAGCCGGUCUGGAGGGAUCUUGGAUUGCUGGGGUUGAUGGCUGAUGGCGGUGGCAGUGGGGAUGGAGGGAGGCUCAAGAAUGCUGCUGGCGCUGGCGGGGCGAGGAGGGAGGGGAGGAGGGAGGGGAGGAGGGAGGGCUUGUUGUUUCUACGGUGA